Sodiomyces alkalinus F11 is the source of this 1413-nucleotide messenger RNA. Its product is annotated as 3-deoxy-7-phosphoheptulonate synthase. The transcript is spliced from 2 exons. The record is from RefSeq and is a predicted model, not a curated record. Gene Ontology annotation, molecular function: 3-deoxy-7-phosphoheptulonate synthase activity. Lineage: Eukaryota; Fungi; Ascomycota; Sordariomycetes; Glomerellales; Plectosphaerellaceae. Bases 1 to 1413 code for a protein of 470 amino acids. Gene Ontology annotation, biological process: aromatic amino acid biosynthetic process.
AUGACUGCUUCAGACUGGUCACCAGACUCGUGGCGCUCGAAGCCCAUCAAGCAGGCCCCGAGCUACCCCGAUGAAGCCCUCGUCAAAAAGUCAGUAGAGGAGCUCUCCAGGCUACCCCCCGUCGUCCACCCCAAGGAGAUCGUAGCCUUGAAGCAGCAUCUCCGGGACUGUGCGAAGGGGGAGGCCUUCCUGCUCCAGGGAGGAGACUGCGCUGAACUCUUCUCGUACUGCGAGCAGAGCGCCAUCGAGUCGAAGAUCAAGCUGCUCUUGCAGAUGAGCUUGGUUCUCAUCUGGGGCGCCGACAAGAAAGUCGUCCGCAUCGGUCGCAUGGCGGGCCAGUACGCAAAGCCCAGAUCCAGCCCGACCGAAAUCGUCGACGGCAAGGAAACCCCGUCCUUUCGAGGCGACAUCCUGAACGGGUUCAGUGUCGAUGAGAGAGAGAUUGACCCACAAAGACUGGUUAAGGCCUACCACUACUCUUCGGCCACUCUCAACUACAUUAGAGCGGCCCUCAGCUCCGGCAUCGCCGAUCUUCACAGACCACUCGACUGGGGCCUAGGCCAUGUCCGGGAUCCGGAGCUGAAACGCAAAUACUCCGAAGCCGUCCUGUCGUUGACAGACAUGCUGCGAUUUCUGCGCACGAUAGGAGCCGACAGGAGCGAGAAGCUCGAUACGGUUGACCUCUUCACCAGCCACGAAGGACUACUCCUCGAGUACGAACAGGCCCUUACCCGAUUACUCGAGACGCCGCCCCCUCCCGGAUCCAGCGCAAACCUCAACGGCCAGAGCCCGGCGACGAUGAAAGAGUACUACAACACGUCGGCGCAUUUUCUGUGGAUCGGCGACCGCACGCGACAGAUUGACGGCGCACACGUCGAGUUUUUCCGCGGCAUCGCCAACCCCGUCGGCGUCAAGGUCGGCCCCACCACACCCGUCGACGAUCUGCUGGCCCUGCUGCGGACUCUCAACCCGGACCGCGAGCCGGGCAAGGUCACGCUCAUCACGCGCUACGGCGCCGGCAAGGUACGGUCGCUGCUGCCGGCACACAUCCGUGCGGUGGAGGACAGCGAAUACCGGCAGUGCGUGGUGUGGCAGUGCGAUCCCAUGCACGGCAACACGCUCUCGACGGGCAGUGGAAUCAAGACGCGCAAGUUCAGGGACAUCUUCGAGGAGCUGCAGGAGACGCUACGGAUCCACAAGGAACAGGGUAGCUACCUGGGAGGCGUACACCUGGAGCUCACGGGCGACGCGGUCACGGAGUGCCUGGGAGGUAGUGAGAACCUGGCUGAGGAUGACUUGUCGACAAACUACACGAGUUUUUGCGAUCCGCGGUUGAACGAAAAGCAAGCCCUGGAACUGGCUUUCUUGAUUGCCGAUCACUAUCGGAACGAGAGGAGACCACCGACGUUGUAG